GUGAUUGUUGUGAAGAUGGCGGAGGAGGAGGCAGAGAGGGAGAGCAACACAAGGGAAGUAAUUGUGGCCCUCCGCAAACGUUUCCAGGAAUUGAUCACAGCAUUGAAAGAGAGUUCGGAAUCGCCAGUGGAUGCCUCGUCUAGCUUUUGCCAAGAGUUUUGCCAGGUCCUGGUAGAACAUGGGAGUCGUUGGAAGACGGAGGAAGAUCGCCUGCCUCUGUUGGAGAUGUACACAGUGGCCAUCCUCAGCUAUGCAGAGGCCACCCCAUCACUCUCACCUGAAUGUGAACAGUCGUCCCUUGUACUUGAGAAAUUAGGCCUGAACUGCAUGGAGCUGCUGCUGUCGCAGUCUGAGAUGAUCCCCAGUGCCUUAUGGGAACGCUUCCGGUCAUCUGUGAAGGUGGCACAUGGCAUUCUGCAAGGGAGUGGGAACUCUCAGCUUCAGCCACUGUCAGCUGUUGCAGCCGAAAGUGGGAUCUGGACAAAUUCUACUCUGAACAGCAUCCUGUCCAACGAGUUGCCUGAAACAGAAAAAAUUAACGAGUACCUGGCUUCAGAGGGUCCAGCUCUCAUUGACAUGCGCAUCAAGCACCUUAUAAAACAGAAUGAAGUAGAGAAGGCCGCCCGGCUGGCCAAGGUCUGCACAGAGUUUCCUGAGUUUUCGGGAAAACGAAACUUCAAACAAGCCUACCUGGUAUGCCUUUGUGCAACAAGUUCAGAGGAACACCUGAAGAAAGAGAUUGCUGAGGUGGACUGCAAAGACGCCUUGGACAUGAUCUGUAACCUGGAGUCAGACGGCAAUGAGAAGGGGGCCUUCAGCAUGUGCUCAGCGUUUCUUAAAAGACAGCUUGUCCAAGGGGAUGUGUACUGUGCCUGGGAACUGACGCUGCUGUGGAGUAAGCUGCUGAUGAGGCUGGAGUCUUCGCAGGCCUUCCUGGACCAGUGCCGAGCGCUAGUAGUGCAGGCCACCAGUGUCUACCACAUACUGCUCCUCAUCAAAGUCAUCCAGUCUGAAGUUGAAAAUGCUGGACUUCCAUUGUGCAUUGAAAUGUGCAUCCAGGCCUUGAAGAUGGGAGAUGGGAGUGAUGGCGAGGACAGCCAGGCCACCAUAUGCAAGACCAUCUCCUGCCUGAUGCCCACCGACCUGGAGGUGAAACGCGCGUGCCAGCUCACCGAGUUCCUCCAGAAGCCCACCGUGGACGCGUACUAUGCUGUGGAAGCACUCUACAACGAACCAGACCAAAAGCUAGAGGAGGAGGAGUCGUCGUCGUCUUCGUCGUCGUCGCUGCCCAUCCCCAUCCCCAACUCCCUGCGCUGCGAUUUGCUGUUGGCCUUGAAGACACGGUGGCCUUUCGACCCAGAAUUCUGGGACUGGAAAACGCUAAAACGGAACUGCUUGACACUGAUGGGCGACGAGGCCUCGAUAGUGUCUUCCAUCGAUGAACUCAAUGACAAUGACAACGACGACGAGGCAGAAGGGAAGGAGGACACAGAGAGCGGGCAUAGCUUCAUGGACAUGGUGAUGAGCCCCUCUGUAGUAGAUCCAAACGAUCUUAUCGCUGAGAGAAAGAAGAAAAGGGAAAUCAAGAAACUGAGAGAGCAGGGCUUUGUCUCUGCACGGUUUAGAAACUGGCAGGCGUACAUGCAGUAUUGUGUAUUGUGUGAUAAAGAGUUUCUUGGUCACAGAAUUGUAAAGCAUGCACUAAAACAUGUCCAAGACGGAUUAUUCCGAUGUCCGAUAUGCGCACAGUCCUUCGAGACCCGACAAGUUCUCGAACCACAUGUUGCUCAGCAUGUGAAGCAGUCAAGCAAGGAACGACUAGCUGCUAUGAACGUCACCAACAAGAAGCUACCAAAAUCUCCCACAAAGUCCCCCAUAAAGGAUUACAUUUUGAAAAAGUCUCCCAAAAUCAAAGUGAAUCCUGAGGAAAAACUCCAACAAGCAGAGUCAAACACUCCAAACAGCAGUCCAAUUAAGGUUACUUCUCCGAAACAAGACAACCAACGUGUUGCAUGUGUGGCAGAAAAUACUGAGGAUUGUUCUUGCCCCGUUACCAGCUGCCAGAAGGUCUUUAAAUAUUUCAGGAACCUUGUGGCCCACAUGAGAGUGCAUAAAGACGAUGAAGAGGCGAAGUGUUUCCUUGAGACUCACUGCCAAAAGACCAUUUGUCAGUAUUGCCGGCGGCAGUUUGUCAACAUGACUCACCUGAACGAUCACUUGAAAAUGCACAGUGGCGAAAAGCCGUACUAUUGCAUUCAGCUAAAUUGCAAAGCUGCUUUCUCCUCCCAUGCCGAGCUGCUCAUGCACAGAAAACUGCACACCCGGUUUGAGGCCCAGUGCGUGUUUCCAGACUGCGGCCGACUCUUCACCGAAACCUACCAGCUGUACGACCACGAAGCGCAGCAUUACAUAAUGUUCACCUGUAAAGUGACGACCUGUGGUAAGAUCUUCUACUCGCAGGCACUUUUAACCGCACACCUGAAGGAGCAUGUUAAACAGGAGAUGUCCUCCACAUUUAUCUCAGAAGAGGUAGAACCGAAUGUGACGCAGGGACCUGAAAAUUCUCCAAGCAAACCUGAGGACGAAGCCACAGUGGAAUCUGCCUCAGUUAAAAUCAAGCACUCCGUUGAAAGCAUGCUGAAUGAAAACUCUGCUGCUGCUGUUGCAGUUGAAGUCAGUGCUGCUCCUCCUACCACAGAUGUAGCCAGUGCACCGAGCGUCACCGAGCCAGAGGCCCCAGCUGCGGUUGUGCCUGCUGUUCAGCCUUCAAAACCGGCAGCUCCACAGGAGUUGAACCUCAAGGGCCCUUUACCCCUUACGCAGCCUUGUUCUGUGCAACUGAAGCCGAUCCCAAUCACCUCCUUGGAAGCUGUAGGUUGUUCUAGGUCUGAACUACAGCCUCCGACAAUAAUCCAGGACAAGAAACUCUUUUCGUGUCCGAAAGGCGAGUCUUUCAUGGCAGAAAUCAAACGAGAGCAGACACUUGGCUCUUCAGUCCCUACGCAAAGCCGCACCAGUCCAAGUGAUGAUAAACUAACCCACGUCUGCCCAUUUGAGGCAUGCACUCGAAGGUAUUCCACAUCGAAAAGUCUGGCAAGGCACGUCAAAAAAGUGCACUCCGAGGCUUUUGAGGAAUGGAAACUGUCGAACAGGUACAAGCGGCUUGCCCGCAUGUCAGUUAGGAAGCAACUGCAUCUAAACAUGCAGAGAUCACCUACAAAGCAGGGUCGGAGGAUGAGCACUACAGGUCUUGCAUCUCCACGAAAGAAUGCAAGCAUAAGCCAGUCUCCUUAUUCAGCACAAAGUGACGCUGUACUCUCACCAUCCUCCUUUUCUCCCAACUCUAUAUCUAACAGUUCCAUGCCCUUUUAUUCCAGUUUCUGUUCACAGUCAGAAAACUCUUUUUGCGACACUUUGCAAAAUCCAGAUGGACUGAUACAUUCAGACAUUUCUCAGCUGUGGAAUUCACCUACAGCAAACGGUUUCAGCUGUGACUACACCCAACAGAGUGGAUGGAAGCCAAAAGUUGAACCUGAUGACUUUCCAGACUUCCCAGACUUCUCGUUUCCGUCUGAGAUGGAGAGGGCUCCGGUUGCACAGGUGAUAUGUGACACUACAGUACCACACACCACAGUCCCGAGUGACAAUGGGAACAUGCCCCCCGUGAUGAGACAAGACUCCAGUGUGAUGACUCAAGCAUCAAAGUACAUAUCUAGCUCUCUCAUGGUCUUACAUUCACCAGACAGCGGGCAACAGUGCGAUAUCCCACAGCCAGACAGAAACGUGGGCCACAUGUUGCAACCCAUGCAGAGUCAUCAUGAUGGAAACGUCUCAUCGGGCCAAAGUCUCCAUUCAUAUUCAUCACAUAUGCCUGCUCAACUGCACACUCCAUCAGUGGAAACAUUAGGGACCAGUAACAAGUCCAUGACCUUUGACCCCCCUCACGAUCCAUAUGUCAGUAACUCGGAGGUUAACAAUAUUGCUAAUCUUAACUCAACGCCUUACAAGAACCACACUAAUGAUUUGACAACCACUCUGCAGAGCUCAGCAGAGGUCCUUAACUGCUCUAAUAAUUCUUAUUUCAGUAACACAAGGGAAACGUCGUCAAAUUCACAAUUGCACGACAUGGAUUAUAAUGUCACCACAUUGCAAAGUGCAACAAGCGCAGACUCCAAAGACAAAAAAGAAACAUCAACUGACGAGGUGAAGAAACAGAAAAAGGUACGGUCAUCUAAGAGGACGAAAUGGCCUGCCAUUAUAAAAGAUGGCAAGGUGAUCUGCCGUAGAUGUUACAGAGAGUUUUCCAGCACAAAAUCUCUUGGUGGUCAUCUGUCAAAACGGUCCCAGUGUAAACCUUUUGAUGAAGUGGACUUGAAUGCGGAUUUGCCAACAUCUUUCCUUGAUUUCUUGAACGAUCCUGACGUUUUAACUGUCUAUCAGCCAUCAGCUACUCCAACUCCAACUCCAACUAUUAAGACUGAAGGAGGCUAUAAUGGUAAACCAGACGGGUCAUGCAUGUAUAAUCAGACCACAGAGUCAAACUACUUGCAAAACGGUAGCUAUCCAGAAAUUUACGAAUCAACUUACAACAUGAGUUAUCCAAAACAAGAGCCUGGUAUCGCCCCUUCAUCAUGCAUGGCUGACUCAGUACAGCCCACAUCGAUUGGUCAGAGUAGAUCUGUUCCCACGGCAGCUGAGUCUCACCCUUUACCUGUGAACACUGGCCAGAGCAGAAACUCUGAGGUAAACGCAGACUCAAGACCGAUGCAGACUCGCAGCACAACUUUAAAGGACUCCGUAGCAAAGACGAUGGAUGUGACGACCACAAAUAAUAAAGAAGACUUCAAAAUGUUGGAGAUACAGAAAGCCUUGCAACGACUGGCUUUGAACGAUGCAGCGUUACAGGAUUCUCUGAAAGCCAAUGAGAACUCCUCCUUAAAUGCAUCAAAAACUGCGGAUCCUGCUAAGGAAAGACCAAAUGAAACUGUGCUGCCGAGAACUCCUAUAAAGGAGGUUGACCUGAAUGCCAAUAAACCAUUUGUAUGUGAAAAAGAUGGCUGUUCCUAUGGUGCAAUGACAAAAGAAGCAUUAUUUAAGCAUCUGUACAAAAGUCACGACUACACAGAUGACAUGAUCAAUGAGUUGAAGAAAUACCCGGACAAAUUUUGUCCUUACAGCUGUCAUAUAUGUGCAAAGAAUUUCACAAGAACAACUGGUCUCCGAAUACACUAUAUGAACGUUCACCGCCUGGCCAAGGAUGAAAUACCCAAGAUAAAGGCAAACAAGGGCUUUCGAAUCCUCAAAGCCUCGACACUAGGUAACAUAUCCUUAGCCUAUAAAUCUGUUAAUUGUGUCGACAGCCAGUGCAAUGGCUUGAAGGUGGAAAAACAGGAGUUAGUCCAAACUAAAACUGAACAUUUCAGCCAGUCAGCCAGUCAGUCCCCUGAGAAGCUGCAUUGUUUAGGAGUCACUAGGCAAGGAAGUCAAGAUGCAGCAUCUAGCACCGUCCAUUCAUCAGUGGCCAGCUCUGUGCAUUCCCCAACACAGCCAUCAACAGCAGGGCCACUCCAGCCAGUCAGUAGUAAUGAGAGGACCACAGAGGGACAUGUCACGAUAGACCCACAAACUUCCACAAAGACCCACAAAGUCCCAGACUGCAAAGACAUGAAGAUAAUUAAAGCUGAGGCAGGUAGCCCACAACAUCCAGAAAGUAACAUGGACUCAACCAAUGUUCGCAGUCCUACCAGCAUCCAUAGUCCAGCUAGCAUCCAUAGUCCAGAGCGUAAAAUUGGCACAGCCAAUGUCCGUAGUCCAGCCAGAGUCUAUAGCCCAGAGCGUAAAAUUGGCACAGUCCAUGUCCAUGUCCGUAGUCCAACCAGCAUCCACAGUCCAGCCAGAGUCUGUAGCCCAGAACGUAAAAUGGACGCAGCUAGUAUGAGUGAUGUGUCUUGCUCAUUCAGACCUUACAGGUGUGUACACAAAGGGUGCUCAGCAGCGUUUUCCGUUGCACACAACUUGACUCUCCAUUACAGAGCGGUGCAUCAGAUAGAACAUGUUGCUGACCGUGGUGCAGCAUCAAGCGUUGCAACAUCAAGCGAUUGUGCUGACAGCACACUGAAAGUUACAGAAUUGGAGUGCCAAGUAGAAAACUGUUUGAAAGUGUUCCCAAAACCCACUGCCUUGUUUAGACAUUACCUGUUCUAUCACAGAUUCACUGUCCAAAAAUCAAAUACCCUGCUGACAGGCGUAGAUGUAGGAACCUUUCCUUGCGACCAGAACAAGUGCCCCGCAUCCUUCACGUCGUUCUUGAAAUACAUUGACCAUGUCAAAGACGAUCACAAGGCAAUAAAAUUAUCUGAAGGCGGCGACGGGUCCUCUGCAAAGGUGGACUUGUCGUUCAAGUGCGACUGUGAGGGAUGUGAUCGUAGCUACACCACAAAGUCUAAUCUUCUCCGACAUCUAAUGAAGAAGCAUGAGGAGGUGUAUGAGGAAAUAAUUAAGACAAAAAGCACCAUGAACGAUCUGACAGACAAGAAAAUGAAACAAGGACUUAGUCCUAAUAAUGGAAAAGAGAACAUGGUGAACAGCAAAUUGAAAAUGAAAAAGAAAAACUCCAAGAAGAAAGGAAAAGUAUCACUCAAUCACUGGACAAGCUUUGGCAAGCCGUCACUGAAAUCUAUGGAUGAAGCCUCCGCCAUGUGCACCAGAAGGUUUUCGUUGCAAUACCCAUGCAUGAUAAAGGGCUGUGAUUCAGUUUCAAGUGCUGAGCGGAAUAUUUUUAAACAUUACGCCACCCACGGUCUCACCGAGCGAUACAUUGAGGAUCAGAGAAGUCAGUUCAUAUUCUGUAAGAAAUGCCCACGGUCCAGAAACAUAGACUCAGAUGGGACAUCAACAGAGAGUUCUGAGGAUGAGGAAAGCGACAACGAUGAAAGCUCGGGUGAAUUGGCAGAUAGCACACUUGAAUCCUCUUCGCUAGCUGGGAGCCCAGACACAAUGUCGCCUGAAAAAAGGCUAAUUGAAAGUGAAAAUGACCAAACGACACCUGAUGAGAUGGAGAAAUGCAAGACGGGCUGUCCCCCAAGUGAAGUCCACACAGCUGAAAAUGCAAUAAAAGGACUGGAACCAAACACUAAUGAAAAGCAGACAGAUGAUAUGGCGGACUCUGAGGAAAUGCUUCUGUCAUUAUUAGAGGACUCGACCGAUUCUCUUAAAAGAAAAGCAGUUGAGAGUAGCAAAACGGAAACCCCCCCCAAAAAGCAGCGCACUCUUCAACAGCAGUCCCCUAUCAUAAUGGACGAAACGCUGAACGACUACGACUACAUUACAAGUAGUGAAAAUCUUGUUAAUUUCAGAAACCCCUUAAACAUCAAAUCUGUGAAUAACGUUAAGAUAGUGAUGGACAAAGCUUUUUCUAACGGUGCUGAUCUCCUACUGAAACAGCUUCAGGAUAUGCGUCCAAUGGUCAUACUGAAAAAGUGGCUCUAUAGUUGAUGCUUUAUUUGUAAGCUUGACGUCUCCAUUCAUAUGCCUUGCACUCAGGACUAGAUAUGCUGCAGAGUGGUACAUAACAAAAACAAACACCUGAUCCAUAAUUUUCUUAACAGGAAAUUAAUUGCAAGUAGGUCAUUGUUAUUGGACAACUGUCUUAGGUUUUUAAAUAGGAAAAUUAUGUCGACAGAUUUUGCUAUAUCAUUAUACAGUAUAUGUUGGUGGAAAAGUCCAAGGAGCAGGUAGUAUGUAGGGGUUAGUCCUAGAAACACAUUUUUAUGAAGCUUCUUUUUAAAAGUAUAAUUUUGUUUAAAGAAUACAAAAGGACAUUUUGAUAUAUCCCUAUGGGAUUUAUAUUCAAGUUCGGAUUUAUAUUCAACUUCUCCUCUUGUUUGGUAUGUAUUUAUUUUUUACAUUAAUGUAGUGGCUGUAAAUUUUACUUGUCUUCCACAAAGUAUUCAAUAAAAAUGGAAAUGUUUGCUUUUGUAAACUUUGUUUACAUUUCUUACCACAAACACCAGCAGUGUGUAUGGUGAAUUGUGUAAUGACUUUGACUGCACUGUGUAAUUAAAUGUGUUUAUUAUCAUA
Messenger RNA from Engraulis encrasicolus (European anchovy), 8079 nucleotides. It is a transcript of the gene znf292a, whose product is annotated as zinc finger protein 292a. Lineage: Eukaryota; Metazoa; Chordata; Actinopteri; Clupeiformes; Engraulidae. Gene Ontology annotation, cellular component: nucleus. The transcript has 8 exons. The record is from RefSeq and is a predicted model, not a curated record. Gene Ontology annotation, biological process: regulation of transcription by RNA polymerase II. The coding region runs from base 16 to 7494 and encodes 2492 amino acids. Gene Ontology annotation, molecular function: DNA binding; DNA-binding transcription factor activity, RNA polymerase II-specific.